Molecule: messenger RNA, 849 nt
Organism: Onychomys torridus (southern grasshopper mouse)
Lineage: Eukaryota; Metazoa; Chordata; Mammalia; Rodentia; Cricetidae
Product: vomeronasal type-1 receptor 4-like
Exons: 2
Coding region: 1-849 (282 amino acids)
Biological process (GO): G protein-coupled receptor signaling pathway
Cellular component (GO): membrane
Molecular function (GO): pheromone receptor activity
Source: RefSeq, a predicted model, not a curated record
AUGGAUUUCUGGAUUCUGGCUUUCAGUUUUAUUUUCUUAUCUGAAACUACAGUUGGAAUUCUGGGAAACAUCUCUCUAAUUUUCUACUAUCUAAUCCUUUACUACAGAAAAUGCAUAUUAAAGCCCACAGAGUUGAUUCUCAUACACCUUUUGACAGCCAAUGCCUUGAUCAUUGUUUCUGAUGGAGUGCCCCAAACAAUGGCAGCUAUUGGAUUCAAGCAUUUCUUGGAUGAUUUUGGAUGUAAGCUCCUAUUGUACUUCCAAGGAAUUGGCAGGAGUGUGUCCAUUGGCAUCACCUGCCUCCUGAGUGUCUUCCAGGUCUUGACCAUUAGCCCUAGGAAAUCCUCUUGGAAAGAACAUAAAGUCAAAUUUGAAAAGAACAUUGGCUGCUACAUUUUCCUCCUCUGGAUCACAUACUUGUUCAUAAAUUUCAUUCAUUUUGCAUACAUACUUGUCAAAAACCAUAGAAACAAUGUUACCAGAAAAUGGGAUUUUGAAUACUGCCAUAGUGCAGGGAUUGGUGAAAUUGGUGGCUCACUUUAUACAGCAUUGGUGGUAUGCCCUGAGGUCUUCUUUUCUCUGCUCAUGACCUGGUCCAGUGGAUACAUGAUUUACAUUCUUUACAGACAUAAGCAGAGGGUUCAACACAUCCGAAGCACUCAUGGUUCCAUCAGAAACUCCCCUGAAUCCAGAGUCACCCAGAACAUUCUGAUACUGGUGUCUACCUUUCUGUCUUCUUAUACUCUCUCCUCCAUCCUAAAAGGCUACACUGGAAUGUGCUAUGAACUUGAGAGUUUAGAAAUUUUUCUCAGCAUUGCAAGGAGUCUCAUGUUAGAAAUGUAUGGAUAG